AUGAGAAUCAAUCUAUUGUCUCUUUGCCUCCUCCCAGGCCUUGAUCUCACACAAGGCUUGCAAUUUCCACUCGGUUUGGCAAAGGCACACAAAGGUCACGCAGACGCGAGCUUGGUUCAAUUUCUCGGGCCUUACCUUGUUGAGACCGGCUCUGUCCAGAAUAUCCAGCUUAAUUUCGCACAGGAGAGCUUUGCAGGCAAGCUCCAUGUCGUCUAUGGGGACUGCAACUUAGAACAAGCAGCCGAUGCAACUCAGAUAGUGGGAAGCUUCGAGGUGCAGAGUACGGAACACCCAGAUCGGCUUGUAUGGGUUGUGCCCUCCGAUGCACAGGAAUCACAAUGUCUGCUUGCCUUCCACGAAUGUGCUAUGGUUGGCCGGUCGCCUCCUAUCUCUUUGGAACAAGCGCCAGAUCAUCCUAAAGAAGAUUCUCGGAUCGACAAGGACUCUGUAAUCUGGUUCAAUGUGGUCGAAUACACUCGGUCGCGGUUCCACGCCAAGGCGGUGGUGAAUAGCGCUGCAGCGAAGAAUUCCAGUAUCGCCAUCGUGGGCGCAGGCAUCGCGGGGCUUUUGACCAGUCAUUUGCUAAGCUCGGUCGGACUACACAACUGGCAUAUCCACGAGGCCUCCCAGCGUCUAGGGGGGCGAAUCCGAACAGGCUACCUCAAUGGCACCUCACCCGAGGAUUAUCAAUAUUUUGACAUGGGCCCCAUGCGACUACCCACCAAAAUCAGAUACACCGGCACCACCGAGGUCCUGCCGUUUGAAGAUCACCGACUAGUGAUCAGUCUCAUUGACAAGCUCAAUCGACUCAAUGCCGACCACCACCCGGAGUUAAAGAUGGAGUUCCUUCCUUUCGACGUGAUUACCGAUGAAGAGGACGGGCCGAGCCAUACGCUUAAAGACCUGGAUGAACGCGAUCAACAGAAGUAUACCGAGUUCCUAGCUGACAAGAUGUUUCAGGCUCACAAGGCUGCAUUGGCUGCGGGGAGUACGCACUGGUCUGAAGGCGCAUACCUGCGCCAGCUCCUGAGCUCGAACGAUCAGAUGAUUAAUUACAUCGCCGACCGGGAAGAUACGCCUAUCUGGGAGAGCCUAUACUGGAACAAAUAUUUCGCUGCCUCAAGCUGGGAAACUCUGGACAAAGGAUUCGAGUCGCUACCCAGAGCAUUCGCGCCUCAUGUAACGGACAAGAUCACGCUGGGCCGUCGAAUCAGCGGGUUGAGCCAUGACGCAUCCACAAACAAAAUCUCUUUAUCUUGGCGCAAUGAUCCGAAGGACCCGGAAACCGUGGAUGAACAAUACGACUAUGCCGUUGUCGCUGCUCCGUUCAGCAUAGUGCGUGCCUGGGAGUUGCCGGAAUACCCCGAGCUCCUUGGAUGGGCGAUUCAUCGGCUGCAUUUCACGCAAUCAUGUAAAGUUGCUCUGCACUACCGCUCGCGGUUCUGGGAGGAUGGCAAGAAUGCGCAAUACCGAGGCUGCGCCCGUGUGGACGCUUAUCCCGGUAUCGGCGAUAUGUGCUAUCCCCCGUAUCAAGUGAAUAGCACGGGCCCGGCAGUGGUUCUAGCUUCCUUCACCACGGGUAACAUAGCCCGGACGAUGUCUGCGCUGGGAGAAGCAAACCACGUCGCUCUGGCGCAGCGGGGCAUGGUUCGCCUUCAUGGGAAAGUUGCUGAUGAGGAGUUCACCGGAGUAUACGAACGUCUGUGCUGGGAAAACGAUGAGUUCACAGGUGGGGCCUGGGCGUCUCCCCUCGGCGAUCAACAAGAGACAUUCCUGCCAGCAAUCUAUCAAACCGAGUCCAAGACAAUCUUCAUUGGGGAACAUACGGCUUAUACGCAUGCGUGGCUUUCAUCGGCCGUCGACUCGGCCUUUCGCGGCACGGUGCAGUUGUUGCUGGACCUGGGUCUGGUGGAUGAAGCCAGGGAGAUUGUGGAAACAUGGGGAGCAAGAUGGAUCAUAUUGUAA
Aspergillus brunneoviolaceus CBS 621.78 is the source of this 1965-nucleotide messenger RNA. Its product is annotated as flavin monoamine oxidase family protein. Gene Ontology annotation, biological process: amino acid catabolic process. The transcript has 2 exons. The record is from RefSeq and is a predicted model, not a curated record. Gene Ontology annotation, molecular function: polyamine oxidase activity; L-amino-acid oxidase activity. Bases 1 to 1965 code for a protein of 654 amino acids. NCBI's taxonomy places the organism in Eukaryota, Fungi, Ascomycota, Eurotiomycetes, Eurotiales, Aspergillaceae.